Messenger RNA from Ananas comosus (pineapple), 1701 nucleotides. Its product is annotated as V-type proton ATPase subunit C-like. Lineage: Eukaryota; Viridiplantae; Streptophyta; Magnoliopsida; Poales; Bromeliaceae. Gene Ontology annotation, biological process: proton transmembrane transport. The coding region runs from base 192 to 1316 and encodes 374 amino acids. The record is from RefSeq and is a predicted model, not a curated record. Gene Ontology annotation, cellular component: vacuolar proton-transporting V-type ATPase, V1 domain. The transcript is spliced from 11 exons. Gene Ontology annotation, molecular function: proton-transporting ATPase activity, rotational mechanism.
UCUUCCGUAUACAGCAACAGCACUCGUACUCGUUUCCGUCCCCCGACGCUCUCCUUCCCCAAAACUCACGAAGGGGGCGACGAAGAACCCGAACCCCCACCACCAUCAACUCCUCCUCCUCCUCCUCUUCCUCCUCGAGAUCGAUCGCGGUGUAACAAGCGCAGAUCCCUCCUCCUCCCCUUGGUCCUCCCAUGGCGACGCGGUACUGGAUCGUCUCUCUCCCCGUCCAAUCCUCGGCUCCCGCGCUCUGGGAUCGCCUCCGCGAAUCCAUCUCCAAGAACGCCUUCGACACCACUCUCUACCGCUUCAAUACGCCCGAUCUGCGAGUUGGAACGCUUGAUUCGCUGCUCGCUCUCAGUGAUGACCUCGUCAAGUCGAAUGCGUUUAUAGAAGGGAUCUCGCAUAAAAUUCGGCGCCAGAUCGAGGAGCUGGAGAGGUCUUCUGGCGGGGAAGGGGGCGCGCUCACGGUGGAUGGGGUUCCUGUGGAAACCUACAUCACGAGAUUUGUUUGGGACGAAGGCAAGUAUCCACCGAUGUCACCUCUGAGGGAUAUUGUAAACAGCAUUCAUACCCAAGUAGCCAAAAUUGAGGAUGAUAUGAAGGUUCGAGCAGCAGAAUAUAAUAAUGUGCGAAGUCAGCUCAAUGCAAUAAAUAGAAAGCAAACUGGAAGCUUAGCAGUUCGUGACCUUUCUGACUUGGUAAAGCCAGAAGAUAUCAUUACAACAGAACAUCUAGUGACUCUUCUUGCUGUAGUACCCAAAUAUUCUCAGAAGGACUGGUUAACAAGCUAUGAAACGUUGGCUACCUAUGUGGUACCUAGGUCAACAAAAAAGCUACAUGAAGACAAUGAAUAUGCUCUCUACACAGUAACACUCUUUGCUAGAGUUGCUGACAAUUUUAAGAUCAGUGCACGUGAAAAAGGAUUUCAGAUUCGUGACUUUGAAUAUAGCCCAGAAACACAUGACAAUCAGAAAACUGAACUGGAGAAACUAAUGCAUGAUCAGGAAAAUAUGAGGGCCUCUCUUCUUCAGUGGUGCUAUGCUAGUUAUGGCGAGGUUUUCAGUUCCUGGAUGCACUUCUGUGCCGUACGAGUCUUUGCAGAGAGUAUUCUCCGAUACGGUUUGCCUCCGUCAUUCCUGUCUGCUGUGUUAGCACCAACUACUAAAAGCGAGAAGAAAGUGCGGGCUAUCUUGGAACAGCUUUGUGGCAACGUCCAUAGCAUUUACUGGAAAUCCGAAGACGACGUAGGCAUUGCCGGUAUGGGCGGCGAAGCCGAGGCUUAUCCCUAUGUAUCCUUCACUAUCAGUCUUGUUUAAUAUCAAAUUAACUUCCCAAGCUGUUUUCUGCUUGACCAGGGCUUUUUCAAAAGUAAUUAUCAUUAAUUUUCAUCCCCCAAUAUACCAUCCGAGAGAUUCUCGAUGUAUAUUAUCCUUUGUGACAUGUUCGAUUCUUUCGUUGCUCGCGUUUUACGUAUCCCGAAUUUUGUUCUUUGGGUUGUAGCCGAUGAUCAUCAAUAAAAUGUAACAACAGUGCGAAGUAAAACAUUGUGAUUAUAUCCAUGGAGGGUGAUGCCAUGUAAGUAAUAAUCUGAACUCAUCAAUCAGAAUAUUAUUAUCUCACCCAUCAGAAGCACUUAUUGAUCUGUUUUUGCACUUCCAUAAAAAGAUCUUUUUUAUGCUGCGCUCCUCUUUGGGUUUGCAA